CAUGGAUCUGGACGAGGGCCCAGAUGGUAUGGAGGAGGAUACGUUUGAGGCAGAGGAGAAGAAGAUCGUAAGCACGCGCUCCAGAACACGCUCAAGGUCACGAUCUAGGUCUCCCAAGAGGAGGAGGUCCAGGUCUCGCUCCGGCUCAAGGAAGCGCAAACACCGCAAGCGAUCCCGCUCACGCUCCAGAGACCGCAAGAGGAAGUCCUCCCGGUCUUACUCGAGUGAGAGACACGCCCGCGAGCGAGAGAAGGAGCGGCAGAAGAAAGGACUGCCUCCCAUCCGGUCGAAAACUCUCAGUGUGUGCAGCACGACUCUGUGGGUGGGACAGGUGGACAAAAAGGCGACUCAGCAAGACCUCACCAACUUAUUUGAAGAGUUUGGCCAGAUUGAGUCUAUAAAUGUAAGUAAACCUCUCACCCUCUAAUUUAGUCACAGCACUGUAUCCACUUCUUUAA
This is a messenger RNA of Notothenia coriiceps (black rockcod), 458 nucleotides long. Its product is annotated as protein SCAF8-like. The transcript has 3 exons. The coding region runs from base 2 to 427 and encodes 141 amino acids. NCBI's taxonomy places the organism in Eukaryota, Metazoa, Chordata, Actinopteri, Perciformes, Nototheniidae. Gene Ontology annotation, molecular function: RNA binding. The record is from RefSeq and is a predicted model, not a curated record. Gene Ontology annotation, cellular component: nucleus.